AUGAAUGUGUACGAUGAGGUUUUUGAUGCUACAAAGGUCUCGCAUGCAAUUCUGGGCCGAUUCACGUCAGAAAAGGUCGAUCAAUUGAUAAUUGCCAGAACUAACGUACUCUCAGUCUUCAAGACUGUUCAUGAGAAACUAGUGCUUUGCAAUGAGUUCAAGUUGCAUGGACACAUUACAGGCAUAGCUGUGGUACCACAAUUGCAAAGUCGUUUGCAGUGUUUAAUUAUUAGCACGGGAAGGGCAAAACUUUCUUUAGUACGAUUCGACCCUUCGAAACCAAUGCAACUCGAAACGCUUAGUCUACACUACUAUGAAUCCGAAUUUACCAAAAAGAGUAUGCUGGAACUCGCAGAGCAGUCAAAAAUACGGAUUGAUACCGAGAGUCGCAGUGUCUUCUUGUGCAACAACGAUGUUAUAGCGAUUUUACCUUUGAAAGUCAACGAAGACGAAGAUGAGGAUCCUAAUGAGGGGUCUCAACCACAGACGAAGAAGCAAAAACUAUCAAAUGAAGCGUCUUCCAAACCAAUUGCGGGGCAGAGUACCAUCAUGAACGUUUCUGAAAUCAGCACACAGAUGAAGAACGUAGUGGAUGUUCAGUUUUUGAACUCGUUCAAUAAGCCCACCAUAGCGGUGCUAUAUCAACCACGACUUGCUUGGAGUGGUAACGAAAAAGUUUUAUCGAAGGCUUCUAUGCGGCUUAUGGCCAUUACAUUGAAUGACAAGAAGCACACUACUAUCUAUCAUGUUAAACAAAUUCCACACGAUAUUCACACUAUUAUUCCGCUCAGCAAUUCAUGCGUACUGAUGGGAGUCAAUGAAGUUAUUAGCGUAGAUAAUACAGGCGCACUUCAAUCGACCAUUCAACUCAAUUCUUUUGCAUACAAGCUAACGGGCUCUAAGCAGGUAGAUCAAACGUCUUUGGAGGUAAUGUUCAAUGAACCUGUCGUAUGGACCGCCGCAAUGGUGAGUAAAGAUACAGAAAUCUUGAUAUUGAUGGAUCAUAAAGCUGACAUGUACUCAAUAACUUUACAAUCGGAAGGAAGGUUGCUGAUGGAUUUUUCCUUAGUAAAACUACCGAUUACAAAUGAUAUUUUCAAGUCUCAUCACUUGCCAACUUGCAUCACUGCCUUGACCGGUGGCCUAAGCCUAAAAACAUGCCAGCUUUUUAUUGGAUUUUCAUCUGGUGAUGCUCUAAUUGUCAAGUUUAGUAACCUGCGCUCGGCAUUUGAAUCAAGAGAGACACGCGAAAUUGAGCUACAGCCAGAUGAAGAUGAAGAUUACGCUUCUCUAUAUGGCGACGAUGAAGGCUCGGCAAGAGUCUCAACCGAUAACAAGGUUUUAGUUGAAACAGUUCUUCCAUUUGAAAUAGAAAUUUUGGAUCGACUUAUCAAUGUUGGGCCUAUUACAAGUAUGGCGGUAGGCAAGGCAUCGUCAAUCGAAAAUACAGUCGAAGGCCUGUCUAAUCCCAACAGAAACGAACUUGCCAUAGUCAGCACAUCUGGCAACGGAAAUGCUGCUUUUCUAAACAUAAUGGAGCAAAGCGUCCGUCCGUUGGUUGAGCAAGCCUUAAAGUUCACGUCUGUGACAAAAAUUUGGAAUCUCAAAAUAAGAAAGAAGGACAAGUACUUAGUCACAACCGAUUCAGGUGCUGACAAAAGUGAUCUCUUUGAGAUUGGACAAAAAAUCACUUCCAUCAAGCCAAAGCACUUCAUGAGAAACGUUACAACAGUCGAAAUCGCCGUGAUAGGAGGCGGUAAAAGGAUUGUUCAUGUUACCACGAAAGCCGUUUACCUAUUUAACUUAGGGUUUAAAAAAUUGAUGACCAUCAGCUUCGAUUUCGAAGUUGUUCAUGUUUCUAUAAGGGAUCCAUUCAUACUUCUCACUAAUUCCAAGGGUGAAAUCAAGAUAUAUGAGCUUGACUCCAAACAUAGAAACAAGCUGGUAAAGGUGCGAUUGCCCGAAGCUCUUGAAGAAAUGAUUAUUACUUCCGGUGUCAUAUUGAAGAGCAAUAUAUGCAAUGAGUUCAUGACUGAUCUGGACGACUUGGAAAAGGAAAGGGACCAGCUUUUAUUUACCUUUGUGGCAGCUGAUAACCAAAUCAUAUUUUUUCCACGAGAACAUCAUGAUCGCAUUUUUCAACUAAACGGUGUGGAUAAUCUUGGCGAUAUGCUAUUCAUCACUACAUAUCAGUUACCAGAGGAAAUUAUUCCAGAUCCUUCCAUCAAGCAAGUCAUGAUAAACAGACUAGGUAAAGAAAACAAAGAAGAAUACCUGACUAUUUUAACUUUCGGUGGUGAAGUCUACAUGUACAAGAAAAUAGGAAACAAGUUUUUCAAAGCGAUGAAUUGUAAUGAUCUUCAAAUUACUGGAGCUCCGGGGAACGCUUACGCAAAAGGCGUUAGUUCAAUCGAGAGGAUAGCGCACUAUGUCAAAUACUACAAUGGUCACUCAAUUAUUUUGAUUACUGGAAGCGUACCAUAUAUGAUUAUCAAGGAAGAUUGUUCCAGUCCCAAAAUAUUCAAGUUUGCAAAUAUUCCACUUGUAUCGCUCACACCGUGGGGUAGAGAAUCAGUAUUGUGUGUGGAUGAUAUCAAGAAUGCAAGGAUUGUAACGCUAGAUACAUCUUUUUCUUACAGCAACCGGUUGCCUGUCAAAAGGAUUGAUGUUGAGGACGCAUUGAAUAGUUACGGGAAUUUGAACAAUGUUGCCUAUCAUGAGAGGACUGGUAUGUAUAUCGUGUCGUACAACAGAAAAAUUGAGUACGAAGCAAUAAGUGAAGAUGGCCAAAAAAUGGUGGGAUACGAUGAUGCUGUUACUCAUGCCCAGGGCUUUCAAUCUGGGGUUCUACUGCUCAAUCCCAAAACGUGGCACAUAAUCGAUGUUGUUGAUUUCGAAAAGAACUCACUUAUAAACGACAUGAAAACGAUGUUGAUCCAAACUAACUCAAGAACGAGGCGAAAGAGAGAGUACCUAGUUGUGGGUAACACUUUUGUAAGAGAUGAAGACUUCGGCACCAUGGGCUCCUUCUAUCUUUAUGACAUAACGGAGGUCGUCCCAGAGCCAGGCAAACCGGAUACAAACUACAAAUUGAAAGAGAUCUUCCAUGAAGAGUUUAGAGGAGCGGUAUCUAGUGUUUGUGAGGUUAGUGGAAGAUUCUUAAUCAGUCAAGGUCAAAAAGUCUUAGUUCGUGAUGUCCAAGAAGACAACUCUGUUGUACCCGUAGCCUUCUUGGAUGUGCCCGUUUUCGUUACAGACUCUAAAAGUUACGGUAACCUCCUGCUCAUUGGCGACGCUACGCAAGAAUUUCAAUUCGUUGGAUUUGACGCAGAGCCAUAUCGUAUGAUUCCCCUUGGCAAAAGUGUUUCGAGGUUGGAAGUCAUGAGUUUAGAGUUUCUGGUGAAUAAUGGUGAAGUUAAUUUUCUAGUUUCUGACAGAAAUAAUAUCUUACAUGUCUUGAAAUUUGCACCAGAUGAGCCUAAUUCCUUGUCAGGCCAAAAACUGGUGCAUUGCACGAGCUUCAAUUUGCACAGUACCAACACUUGCAUGAAGCUUAUGCAAAAAAAUAGCGAAUUUCCGUCCAACUUUGCCGCCCCAGAUUUUCAAGUCAUUGGUGGGCAAACUGACGGCUCCAUAUUUAAAGUGCUGCCUUUGAGUGAGAGCGCAUACAGAAGACUGUACGUGAUUCAACAACACCUUGUUGAGAAAGAGGUGCAAGUUUGUGGCUUGAACCCAAAGAUGGAACGCUUGCAAAACACGUUUUACUCUCUGGGCCAUGCCAUGAGGCCAAUGUUAGACUUCACGGUAAUAAAGGGUUUCAGCUCGCUACCUAUAAAUAAAAGGAAGCAAGUUGCUGCUAAAGCAGGUCGGCAAGCAGGCUUCGAGAUAUGGAGAGAUCUGAUCGAUGUCGAAUAUUCGACUCGAUCGCUAUGCCACUAA
Molecule: messenger RNA, 3939 nt
Organism: Lachancea nothofagi CBS 11611
Lineage: Eukaryota; Fungi; Ascomycota; Saccharomycetes; Saccharomycetales; Saccharomycetaceae
Source: the annotation of a GenBank genome assembly